AUGUCUGUCACUUUUUUGAGUGUUACAUUUUCUACUUCUCUAAAGAUCACGCCUGCUAUUUCUUCAGAUGUCAUGUCUACUGCUUUUCCAGAUGCUAUGUCUACUAUUUUACUGGAUGUUAUGUCUGUUGCUUCUAUGAAUAUCAGGCCCAUAUUCUUGGCCUCUGUGGACAUUUCUCCUUUAGUUGUUACAACUUUAAAUCUUUUACCUGAUGAAAAACGAUGUUUAUUUUAUAAUGUAAAGGGUUUAUUGGAAAUUCCAAUAGAUGAUUUUGAUAAUAAUAGGAUAAAGCAGUCAAAGGCCAUUAGAACUUUAGUUGAAAAUGAGGUAAUAAAAAAUUAUUCACCUCCAGAAAUCACAGCUGCCAUCAAAGAAUAUGCAGCAAUUAAGUUAGAUCUUGGCGCAAGUGUCGGAUAUCUUGUAGAAAAUUAUGAUGUACCUCAGCAGUUCACUAAAGAUUCGAUGCAUAAAACUAACCGGUAUAAUUGGCAUCUGUUUACUCUUUACAUCUGUGAUACUUUUGAAUAUUGGAAUGUGGAAGCUCACUUUUUCGUAAGUAAUGAGGAUGAAAACACAAUUGCUAAGGCAUUGUUAAUUAUUAAUAAUAAGUAUUGUCGCUGGUCCCCUUGUUAUAUGCUUUUAGACCAAAGUAACAUUGAGGCUAAAAGUAUUAGACAAGUUUUUCCUAGUAUAAUAGCUGGUGCCAUGCAUAGCAUUGUUAAUGUUGAUUGUAAAAAAAGGUCUGAUUCUGAAAAUGCCACCUUUGACUAUCAUAUUAAAAAAGUGUCUGCUUAUGGUGUUGAAGACAAAAUUCUUAAGGAAAUCUACAAGUUUCCACUUUCAUUUCAACAUCUACUUAUUAAAGAGGCCUGUGCUGUAAUAAAUAGACUUGAAAAAAGAAAAGGUCAUAUUUUUUAUGAACACAUGUAUGGUAAUAACUUGUUAACUGCUGAUGUAUGGAAAAAGUUUCAAGAAAUGUUUGAAGAAAGUGGGUUUGAGGUGUAUAUAAGUUGGGAAUCAUUGGUGAAAUAUGUACAGAGUGAGCAACAAAGAAGUGCUGAAAAUCGAAGAAUUGCAGUAAUUGAAUUGACUGAAAGAGUGCAUGAUAAGUACUGGUAUAUUGAAGAAAUGAGCAAUAUUGAAAGGGUGGAAUCUUAUAUUUCUAUAUUAGAAGCCUCCUUAAAUCCGAUUAUAUUGCAAUUUAAUUAA
Cetraspora pellucida is the source of this 1209-nucleotide messenger RNA. Lineage: Eukaryota; Fungi; Glomeromycota; Glomeromycetes; Diversisporales; Gigasporaceae. The record is from the annotation of a GenBank genome assembly.